Culex quinquefasciatus (southern house mosquito) is the source of this 1668-nucleotide messenger RNA. RefSeq names its product protein lifeguard 1. The coding region runs from base 685 to 1617 and encodes 310 amino acids. The transcript is spliced from 3 exons. The record is from RefSeq and is a predicted model, not a curated record. Lineage: Eukaryota; Metazoa; Arthropoda; Insecta; Diptera; Culicidae. Gene Ontology annotation, cellular component: membrane.
UCUGAACGGACAACACUUUAGAAACAGAAACUUCAACAAUGCACCAAUUAUUACUCACCCAUUGCAAAAAAAAACCUUGCUGUUUCCUUGAAAACUUCACUAAACCAACCUCAACGGUCAACGGGCACACCUGGAAUAACCUUCUGCUCGAUAUCGGUAUCCAGUACUACAUUUUGUACAUUUAUCAGUGAAGCGAUUUGACUCGAGUUUUGGGGGAUUUUUUUGACAAACGUAAUGGGAUUAAAUUGGGUACGAUUUUUUUUCCAAGAUAUGAAACAUACCAAAAAUCAACACUCGCAGUUAGUCGUUUUCGUCGUUUGCGAAAUCUACGUUUUGACUCACCGACUGAGAAAUUAGUUUGCUGAUAAGAUAUUGCCUGGCAGGUGUAAUACCUCUGCAUUUUUCAUGCCUGUUUUUGUGAUUCAUUGUGGUAGACGGAAUUUUACCGGCUAGUUCAGUUUUGGACCGGUUGUAAUUUACUUUGUGAUAAUUUUGAGUAAGAAUCAUCAACAUAUUUGCUAAUAGAAAAUUUACGUGAUAGAUUCAAUUGAUUUUGUUACCCAUAAAAGGAAGCCAAGGUGUGCAUUUUGAUAAACGUAAUUGUUGCAGAAAGUUUGCUUGGGGCCAUAUAGAUAACUAUAAGUUGGUACAUCAACAUUACAAGAGGUUUGAUCCUGCAGAACAAUGGCGCAACCAGGUUACGGAUUCCCAAAUCAGUCUCCAUACCCCCCGCAACAACCAGGAUAUCCACCUCAACCAGGUUAUCCCCCUCAGCCAGGUUAUCCACCCCAGCAAGGUUAUCCACCCCAACAAGGGUACCCACCCCAACCAACCUUCCAACAACCCCAGUCAGGCUUCUACGGAUACCCCCAGAGUCAACCGUAUGCCGGAAAUGCUGGCGCUCUUUCGGUGGGCAGCGACCCGGAAGAUCCCGACGCAUGCGGAUUCGACUUCACCGAUCAAUCCAUCCGGAAGGGAUUCAUCCGAAAAGUGUACUCCAUACUGAUGGUUCAACUCAGCAUCACGCUCGGCUUCAUCUGUCUGUUUAUGUACCACGAGCCGACCAAGGUGUGGGUCCAACGUCAUCCGGAAGUGUUCUGGAUCGCAUUCGGCGUGAUGCUCGUAACGAUGAUCUCAAUGGCGUGCUGCGACAGUGUCCGGCGGAAGUCUCCGAUGAACUUUAUCUUUUUGGGCCUGUUCACGCUGGCGAUGUCCUUCCUGAUGGGCGUUACCACGGCCAGGUUCAGCUCACAGGAAGUUCUGUUGGCGGUGGGAAUCACGGCAGCGGUUUGCCUCGGGUUGACCCUGUUUGCGUUCCAGACCAAGUGGGACUUUACCGUGAUGGGGGGCAUGUUGUUCGUGGCGGCAUUGGUGCUGAUGCUGUUUGGGCUGAUUGCCAUUUUCUUUCCCGGAAAAACUAUCACUCUGGUUUAUGCCAGCUUGGGGGCGUUGCUGUUUAGCUUUUACUUGGUUUACGACACUCAGCUGAUGAUGGGUGGAAAACACAAGUACAGCAUUAGUCCCGAGGAGUACAUCUUUGCUGCAUUGAAUCUUUACCUAGAUAUCAUUAAUAUUUUCACGUUUAUAUUGACGAUUAUUGGUGCAUCUCGAGAUUGAAGAAAAUUGUAAUGCUGUUGUCCAAAUAAAUAUUGAUAAGAAAUCGUUAAA